CCUCUUCGUCCUUUUCUUCAUCCUUUUGUCAUCUCCCUUUCCUUUUCAUCAUUAUUUCAACUAAUCAUCCCUGCUCGGUUCCCUUGUUCCCUCUCUUUCUCUCACUCACUCAUUCACUCGCUCUUCGCUCCUCACAUUUCAUUUUUUACUAAUCAUCAUUUUGGCCUGCACGUCCGUGCUACCCCUCAAACAAUAGCAGUGCAGUAACUGAGCAGCGUCAAAUCCGUCCGUCAGCUCAUACAUUCCAUCCUGCGCCCUACCCUCUAACGUCUGAUUCGAUGACCAUGGAACUGCGAGUGGGCAACAAGUACAGAAUCGGCCGCAAAAUCGGCUCUGGCUCCUUUGGCGACAUCUACCUUGGCACGAGUAUUGUCAAUGGCGAAGAAGUGGCUAUCAAACUGGAGUCCAUCAAAGCAAAGCAUCCACAGCUGGAAUAUGAGGCACGAGUAUACAAGACGUUGGCAGGCGGAAUCGGCAUCCCCUUUAUUCGCUGGUUUGGAACGGAAUGCGACUACAAUGCCAUGGUCAUGGAUCUCCUCGGACCAAGUUUGGAGGACCUAUUCAACUUCUGCAGCAGAAAGUUCUCUCUGAAGACAGUUCUUUUGCUGGCGGAUCAACUGAUUUCACGCAUCGAAUACAUCCAUUCCAAGAACUUUAUUCACCGUGACAUCAAACCCGACAACUUCUUGAUGGGUAUUGGCAAGCGUGGAAACCAGGUGUAUGUCAUCGACUUUGGGCUGGCCAAAAAGUACCGCGACCCCAAGAGCCACCUGCACAUUCCUUACAGAGAGAACAAGAACCUGACGGGAACAGCCCGUUAUGCCAGUAUCAAUACCCAUCUGGGAGUUGAACAAUCACGUCGAGAUGAUUUGGAGUCGUUGUCAUACGUGAUGAUGUACUUUUGCAGAGGAUCACUUCCAUGGCAGGGACUGAAGGCGGCGACUAAGAAACAAAAGUACGACCGUAUCAUGGAGAAGAAGAUGACGACAUCAACGGACAUACUCUGCCGCGGUUUCCCUCAAGAGUUUGCCAUCUACCUGAACUAUGUCCGCUCGCUCCGCUUUGACGACAAGCCUGACUACUCGUACUUACGCAAGCUGUUCCGCGACCUCUUUGUUCGCGAGGGUUUCCAAUAUGACUAUGUCUUUGACUGGACCAUCUACAAAUACGAGAAAGAAAGCACCCGUAGCCAGCAGAUGGCCAUGCAGCAGCCUCAGGUUCAGCAGCAGCCACUACCACCACAACAGGACGAGCAGAAAUACCAGCAGUACUACCAGCAGCCGGUGAGGACAGUGAGGAACGAACAGCCGAUGAUGCAGCCGAUGGGGGCGCACGUAGAGCCUCGUCGCCGCCUGCAAGUGCCGCCUCCGAACCAAUCGAUGCCUCAGGGACAGGACCAGGGCAACGAUCCACGCGUAAAUCCUUCAGACCGAAUGUAUCAACCCUGAGUUGACGGAUGACGGACAGGGACUAUCUUUUUGUUUUUGGUACCGACGAUAAUUCUUAGGCAGCGGACUUCUUCCUGUUUAUGGUGGUUUUCAUGAGUAGAAGGCAACGAAGAUCGCCGUAAUAGGGUCAAGGAUGGCAGCGUACUCAGACAAGCACACAAACACAAACACAAACAUACAGACAAACGCAAACCCUUUCUUUUUUCCUUUCGACAACUUU
Messenger RNA from Gamsiella multidivaricata, 1668 nucleotides. RefSeq names its product kinase-like domain-containing protein. Gene Ontology annotation, biological process: peptidyl-serine phosphorylation; endocytosis; signal transduction. Gene Ontology annotation, molecular function: protein serine/threonine kinase activity; ATP binding. Gene Ontology annotation, cellular component: cytoplasm; nucleus. NCBI's taxonomy places the organism in Eukaryota, Fungi, Mortierellomycota, Mortierellomycetes, Mortierellales, Mortierellaceae. The record is from RefSeq and is a predicted model, not a curated record. Bases 279 to 1448 code for a protein of 389 amino acids. The transcript has 7 exons.